Molecule: messenger RNA, 517 nt
Organism: Carica papaya (papaya)
Lineage: Eukaryota; Viridiplantae; Streptophyta; Magnoliopsida; Brassicales; Caricaceae
Product: putative lipid-transfer protein DIR1
Biological process (GO): systemic acquired resistance
Molecular function (GO): fatty acid binding
Source: RefSeq, a predicted model, not a curated record
AUAUACUUAUAAUAGCAGAUAAAGGACAGAGCAAGCAUGGCCGGGAUCACAAGCAGCAAGGUUUUGGUUUGGUGGGUGGUCACGGCACUGGUGCUGGUCAUGGCACUGAUGGGUGCAGCCAGGGGAGCCACUGGCUUGUGCAGCAUAGACCCAAACAAGCUGGAUCUUUGUCGGGCUGCGGUCACCGGGGAGUCACCACCACCGCCAACCAGACAAUGCUGCAGAGUUGUGAGGAAAGCUGACCUGCCAUGUCUUUGUAGCUACAAGUCUGUUCUCCCGGCCUUCGGGAUUAACCCGACAAACGCCUUUGCAUUGCCCGCUAAAUGUGGCAUCAAGACACCACCACAGUGCAAAGCUUGAAGAGAAAACAGGGCAACAUCAUUUGAAGGCAUCUUCUUGUUCUUCUUCUUCUUCUGGUCUUCCAUGUUCGGAAGCUUUUGAUAUCAGCUUCUUAUAUAAUUAAAACUGUUCAUUAAAUUUUCAGCUUUAUGUAUUAAUGAAUCUCAUAAUAUUUGAA